Messenger RNA from Apis dorsata (giant honeybee), 3152 nucleotides. RefSeq names its product RNA-binding protein Nova-1 (gene pasilla). Gene Ontology annotation, biological process: mRNA splicing, via spliceosome; regulation of alternative mRNA splicing, via spliceosome. Gene Ontology annotation, molecular function: mRNA binding. The transcript is spliced from 5 exons. Gene Ontology annotation, cellular component: cytoplasm; nucleus. The coding region runs from base 868 to 2307 and encodes 479 amino acids. Lineage: Eukaryota; Metazoa; Arthropoda; Insecta; Hymenoptera; Apidae. The record is from RefSeq and is a predicted model, not a curated record.
ACUGUCGCAUAAGUUUCCUUACAUACCUUUACCAAUGUUCCUAUACAUAUACGAACGAUAAUGUACACUCACAAUGAUUUUCUCUCUCCUCCUUCACCUCUCUUUUUCUUUCUUUUUGCUCUCUUUUUCUUGCUUAGCGCUCUUUACUCUCUCACACGUCUUUGACAAUCUUGUCGCUGCUGUUGACACAGCGAUCGCUCGCUCGACCGUUCUCUUUCGUUUCCCACUUCGAACGUGUAUACGAAGGCAAGAACGUGAACACGGUGCACCGCACAGCGGUUCGCGCAUCCUCUCGUGCCACGUCUCCUUCUCUUUUCCGUCUCUCAUCUCUUUAUUUUCUUAAUUUAUUCACUAUUUUCUGUCUAAUGUCAUAACGCGACUUCAUACGUGUUAUCUAUAACAGUGUUUUUUCGUUGACGUUCAUUUUAUUAUUGUCAACGUCAGCAUUGUCACCAUCGUUUUCGUCUUCGUUGUCACCCCCCACCCUUCUAUCCUUCUUCAUCAUCGUAAUCAUCAACAUUGUCCUUAUUUUCCUGCUUGUCUUCAUCGUCGUUAUUGCUACUGUCAUCGUGGUCGUCAUCGUCGUCAUUGUUUCUACGUGGGCGACUGUGCCUGUGAACGUCGUUAAUGGAGAAUCGUUGCUGCGGUGGCUGUCGAUUAUGAUCCGUGACUCUGCAACUUCGUCUCUGUCGCGCCCGUUUCAUCAUUUCAACCACUAGCUUCGCAGCAAGAAGUGGCCUAUACCUCGUUCCAUUUGUACGCAUAUUGUGUACUUUUCUGCCGCAUUCUCGUAGUGCAGUGCCGCUGUUGUCGCGAAAGUGGCAUACUAAGGAACACGCUGCUACCCGUUGAGUGGCAGUUACUAGGAUGUGGCGUAUCGGGGGAGAUGGAACAUAUCACCUCAAAGUAUUGGUCCCUGGAGUGGCUGCUGGGGCAAUCAUUGGAAAAGGAGGAGAUACAAUUGCCCAAUUACAAAAAGAUACAGGAGCUAGGGUCAAAAUGUCUAAAUCCCAUGAUUUUUAUCCAGGAACAACAGAGAGAGUAUGUUUAAUUACGGGCAGUUUAGAAGCUAUAAUGGCAGUUAUGGAUUUCAUUAUGGAUAAAAUUCGUGAAAAACCAGAUCUUACAUUGAAAACAACAGUAGAUUUUGAAUCAGGAAAAACUACUGCAGAAAGGGAUAAACAGGUAAAAAUUUUAGUGCCUAAUAGCACUGCAGGAAUGAUAAUAGGUAAAGCAGGAAAUUAUAUUAAACAAAUAAAAGAAGAAUGUGGCUCAUAUGUUCAAAUAAGUCAGAAAGCAAAAGAUGUAUCUUUACAAGAAAGGUGUAUAACAGUAAUUGGAGAAAAAGAAAAUAAUCGUAAUGCAUUAAUGAUGAUAUUAGCAAAAGUGGCAGAUGAUCCACAUAGUGGUACAUGUCCAAAUGUUAGUUAUGCAGAUGUUAGUGGUCCUGUAGCUAAUUAUAAUCCUACAGGUAGCCCUUAUGCUCAAGCACCUACAAGUACUCCUACAUACACCUCUACAGCUGGCAUUAAUACAGUGAGUCUCUUGAAUGGUGCUGGGUUAAGUUUGAACUUAAAUUUAGGAGCUGCUAUUACAGCGGGUACAGCACCAGUGACAACGCAAUUAUUGGAACAUAUAAAAUUAAAUUUACGAACGGCAGGUUUUUCCGAACCUGCUGCUAGUGAAAUUUUAUCUGCUAUUGCUACACUUGCUAAAUAUAAUCUUCUUGGAAUGGGAAUUGGAAUGCCUUCUAGUAUGAGUUAUCUUGGAAAUCCUAUGGACAGCACUACAACUGCAAAUGGUUCGAAUAAUAAUGGUGGUGUAUUUGGGCCAAUUGGAACAGUUCCUACUCUUGGAUCUACGUCUCCUACACCACGUAAUACACUUGACAGAUACGAGCCCUUUGAUCCAUUCAGACAAAACAACACAGCUGCCAGUGCUAUUCAUCUAAACAACAAUUCAUUUGGCCUUGGCACUAACCAGUUAUCACUUGUAAGUAAGAGUCCUACACAGGUAGACGCCAACAACAAGGAGACCAAGAAAGUAGACAUAGAAAUUGCAGAGGUUAUAGUGGGAGCUAUUCUGGGACCCGGUGGUCGUGCCCUCAUUGAGAUUCAGCACCUAAGUGGCGCCAACAUACAAAUCUCUAAGAAGGGCAUGUUCGCUCCUGGUACCAGGAACCGCAUAGUGACUAUCACGGGUUAUCCUAAUGCAAUUGGCACUGCUCAAUAUUUAAUUGAGCAAAGGAUCAGUGAAGAGGAAGCAAAACGAGCACGUCAGAAUGCCCUCGCCAAUAUGAUCCAUUGAUUUCAAGUACAGCACUUUUGUUCAUCCCCAUUAUUGAGCUCCGUUAUUCAUCUUUCUACAUCUUGAGAUGAUGUUUGCGGUAGCUCUCUCUUCCCUUCUUUAAACUCUCGUCCAUUAUCACCUACCACCCGUUGUCAUCUGUCGCUACAUCACUAUAGCGCUUGCAUUAUCACAUCACUAUUCAUGCAUCCAUCAUGGUUCGUCAACAUUUAUCUAUCUUUUAAGAUUAUUAUAAUAUAUAAAUAUUAUAUGUUAUAUGAUAACUACUACAAUUGUUCUGUGAUACACCACGUUACGGGGCUUUAUCACAAAUAACACACGUACCACAUCAGAGUCACAUAAUAUAUCUAGUUGUAUGGUAUAAUAGGAUAUUGAAAGAAGCAUGAUAAAAUUAUAAUUAUAUUAGAAACGAAAUGGCACAAUUUGGCCAUAGUUGUUCUUGAAAAAUCGAGACAACAAUAUUAUAUGGGUAAUUGUUUCGUUUCAUAAAGAUGAAUCUAUUUUUUUUUUUUUUUUAUAUAUAUAGGAGCAUAAUCUUACUAUUAAUGCGAGAGAUAUUUUUAGUUAGAAGAUCAUACAGAACUCACAAAUUGAAUGACUUCAAUCUGAAAGAUUAAUAUCCUAAUGUAUCGCGCAAGUCAAAUUCUAUUCAUUUCCACAAAAUAAUAUUGCAAUUAUUGUAUUGAACUGUUCCUUGAACUACGAAAUGAUUAGGCUGUUUGAGCGAGUUUUUACUCAUAGUUAAUAUAAUAUUGAGCGAGUUUUUUUAAGUACAGAGUAAUACCUUGGCAAAACCAAAGAUCUUACAUUUGUAAAGCAGAAAUAACUUGGCUGGAAGAUAAAUA